Paramuricea clavata is the source of this 9495-nucleotide messenger RNA. The record is from the annotation of a GenBank genome assembly. NCBI's taxonomy places the organism in Eukaryota, Metazoa, Cnidaria, Anthozoa, Malacalcyonacea, Plexauridae.
GGGACUAUUUUAGGACCAUUGUUAUUUUUACUGUAUAUAAAUGACUUACCAAAUUGCCUUGAGCACUCCCAAGCACGAAUGUACGCGGAUGAUACUAAUUUAACAUUUGCAAGUAACAAUAUUGACGACAUAAAUUAUCACCUUAAUCAUGACCUUGCAAAUGUGAACAAAUGGCUUAUCGCCAAUAAGCUUACUCUAAAUCAAUCCAAAACUGAAUUUAUGCUAAUUGGCUCACGACAAAGAAUAGCCACAUUUCGAUUAGUUCCAUGUUUAGAAAUAGACGGGGUUCCUAUUGACAAGGUUUUACAAGCAAAGUCUCUCGGAGUGUACCUUGAUGAGAAUCUAUCUUGGAAUAUACAAAUUAAUGAAUUAACAAAAAAGAUUGCUUCUGGUAUUGGCGCUUUAAAACGUGUUCGAUCAUUUGUCCCAGUCGCAACAUUGCAAUUAAUUUUUAAUUCCUUGGUUCAGCCAUAUUUCAAUUACUGUUGCACAGUUUGGGACAAUUGCAACAAAACCCUAGCUGAAAAACUUCAAAAACUACAAAAUCGUGCAGCAAGAGUACUAACAUUCUCCAGUUAUGACUAAUGCUGAUGGUUUAAUUGAGAAACUUGGCUGGAAAAAAUUAUCAUCCCAGCGCCAGUUUCAAAAAGCUGUCAUGGUCUAUAAAUCAUUAAAUGGUCUUGCUCCUGAUUACAUGCAUUCCAUGUUUGUAAACCGUGACAGUGUUAAUCCUUAUUCGCUGAGAAACACUGAGAACAAACUAGCUGUUCCCAAGCCCCGCACGAACUAUCUCAAGAAUAGCUUUAGCUAUAGUGGUGCGGUGCUGUGGAACAGUCUUCCGAUUGGGCUACGGCAAGCAAAUAACUUGAUAAAUUUCCGAUCGGGCUGUGCCAAAUUAUUUUAACUUUCCUUGUAUAUAUUGUUAUAUUAGCUUAGUACACGGCCCUCAUGAAAAGCAGGUAUUAUAUUUUCUAUUUACUUUAGCGUGGUUCUACUUUUGUAAUUUAUCUAAUUUAGUUUGUUGCAUGUUAAAUCCUGAUGAGAAUACCGUGUGUAAAUAAAGUUUUAAUAAUAAUAAUAAUAAAAAGGUUGCUUUGGUUUUGAGUCGUUGAUUCUUUUAGGAAGAAACUAGCUUUCCAUCUCAUACGUUUUGUUACGCUUUCCACUUUUUUAUUCAAAUUCUAUAUUUGCACCCGGUAAUCGGUUGUGCACUCUUGUCUACGUUAUUCAUUUUAUUUCUACUUCAAACAUGCGACAAUUUCGAUUCGAUUAUUCACUAAAGAAUUUGAUUGAAAAAGUGGAAAGGAUGCAGAAUGCUUACCUAAAGAAUUUGAUUGAAAAAGUGGAAAGCAUAACAAAACGUAUGAGAUGGAAAGCUAAUUUCUUCCUAAAAGGAUCAACGACUCAAAACCAAAGCAACCUUUUCGGCCUUUCGUCUAACAAAUCGCCUCCUUCAAUUCCACUUUUGAAACCUUUCGAAGACGACUUGAUAAAACUAAUUGAAAACGUAAAAUUCCGGCGUCCUAAAGACCAAUUUCAGACAUCUUUGGCUAACGAUUUGAAGAAAAUUAAUUCAUCCCCCAACAUUUUCAUUUUCGCGGACAAAACUAGAAACAUUUACGAAACGUCACUGAACACAUACAACGAACUCUUACAUGAUAACAUCACGAAAACGUACAAACAUGGAUCAGAGGACUUCAUACAUGAAAUUGACUCCGAAUUGAAAGAAAUUUCGAGUAGGUUAGAAAUUGGCGACAGAAUUGAACGAGUGAAAAAACGCGAAGCAUUUAUAUCUUUAAAAGAUCACAAAGAAAAUUUCGAAAACAAUCCAAAAUGCCGACUAAUUAAUUCCCGCAAAAAGCGAAUCCGGAAAACUAAGUAAGGUUAUUUUAGAUAAAAUCAAUUCCAAUUUGAGACAAAAACUAAAUUCAAAUCAAUGGAGAAAUACACAACAAGUAAUUUCAUGGUUUGGCAAUGUAAACGAUAAAGACAGGCACAGUUUUAUUUCAUUUGAUAUUGUGGAUUUUUACCCAUCCAUUUCCGAAAAACUUUUAAAUGAAGCAUUGGCCUGGGCUUCGGAUUUGACUACUAUUACCGAAAACAAUAUUUCAAUAAUAAAACAUGCAAGAAGAUCUCUACUUUUCGGCAACGGCAAAUUAUGGACAAAAAAAGACGGAAGCAACAGUUUAUUUGACGUCACUAUGGGUAGUUUCGACGGCGCUGAAAUUUGUGAGCUGGUAGGCCUUUUCAUUUUAAAUCACUUAGGUAAGAGGUUUGGCAAGGAAAACAUCGGCCUUUAUAGAGAUGAUGGUUUGGCUAUUAUAAAAAGCAAAUCCGCCCGUUUACUAGACAAAACUAGAAAAGAGCUACACAAAAUUUUCGAGCAAUUUGACCUAAAAAUCAUCGCCCAAGUAAAGAUGAACGUUGUAAAUUUUUUCGAUGUUACUUUCAACCUGAUCAACGCAAAACACAAACCAUACAGGAAACCCAAUGACGAUCCAUUAUACAUCCACAGACACUCAAACCAUCCACCAAGCAUUACAAGACAAUUACCUACAGCUAUCAACAAACGCAUUGCACUUCUCUCAUCGGACAAACAAACAUUUAAGGAAUCCACACCUAUUUACCAGAACGCUCUUACACAUAGUAACUUUGAUCAUGAAUUUACGUACACUCAGGAUGCACCGCAACGGACACGUAGGAAUAGGCAACGCAACAUAAUUUGGUUCAACCCACCAUUUAGUGAGAGUGUUAACACGAACAUAGGACGGGAAUUCUUAAGUUUAAUUGACAAACACUUCCCACUACAGCACAAACUACACAAGAUUUUUAACAGAAACACUUUAAAAGUAAGCUACAGUUGCAUGAACAACGUUAGGUCUAUAAUCACCAAACACAACGCACAUAUAAUUAGGAACAGUCAAUCACGAGAAUACGGAAACUGACAACUGUAACUGCGACAACAAAAACACUUGCCCACUACCGAAACAAUGUAUGACCAACAACAUUAUUUACAAAGCCACAGUCACAACGAACAACACGAACGACACUUAACACUACAUUGGUAUGACAGCGACUACAUUUAAGGAACGUAACGCUAACCACACUUCAUCUUUUCGUCAUAAAAAAGACUCAAACAAAACAGAACUUUCGAAACAUAUUUGGAAAUUAAAAGAAAACAAUCAGGAUUAUACCAUCAAAUGGUCAAUUUUAAAACACGCUAUUUCGUACACAGGGGGAUCAAAACGCUGCAAUUUAUGUUUGGAAGAAAAAUUUUGCAUUUUGAAAGACAUAGACAAAGACAAUUCACUCAAUAAAAGAAGCGAAAUUUUCGGCAAAUGUCGUCACAAAAACCGGUUUCGAGUAAACAAGGUCGUUAACAAAACCUAAUGACCCAAGCAUGCAUUGUUUCUCCUAAGCAUUGUUUCGCCUACACGCAUUCCGCACAUUCUUUCGAUAGCAUAAAAGCAACCUACAAUUUCGAAAUUAUUCACCACCUGAUGAUUCCUAUACGGAUGAAACAGACUGUUGUGGUUUUUUGAGGUAAAACGAAAAACUAUAUUACGCUCUAUCUAUAUGGUAUUGAGCACUGUUUGUGUUUCGUAAACGAAAAUCUUAAGCUAUAUAUAUAUAUAUAUAUAUAUAUAUAUAUAUAUAUAGAUUGAUAGAUAGAUAGAUAGAUGGACCGCUGUAAGUGCUGCUCAGUCAAUCACAGUCCAAGAUUUCACCGGAAGUGAUGCUUGCUAUAAAAUUGGCAUUGAAAAAUUAGUUUGCUUCAUUCAAUAGAACUCUUAAAUUAUAUAAUACAUCCGCCAUCUUGGACUAAAUCCUGACCUCAUUAACUAUGAGAUAUGUGUAACAUUAACCCUUAAAUGUUCGAGUAAAAAUCUAAAAUUGUCUGAAAUGUUUUGAACGUGGCUCGAUAUGGUUAUCACAAAAACCUUGCUCAAAAAUCGCGAGCAAAACCAGCUAGCUGACCACUUUUACGCGCAGGUCGUGGAAACUGAUUAACAAAAUGUAACGACUUCCAAAAUGACCUGACGUGAGCAGUUGCUCGCGCCAUCUGACGUCAUUGCGCAUGUUCUAUAGCGUUUUAUGUCAAUUGUUGACGUCAUUAGAAUUUUUCAUUUUAGAAAAACAAUGCGCUAUAUUUCUCUAUUUUGUCUGGAGACCUAUGUUCAAAUUUUGUAUACUGUAUUACACCGCUAAAAACUUUUUACCGAAGAGUACGACAUUUUCGCUUUUUCCAAGAAAUUGGCAUUACAGAAUUUUUUUAUAUUUUACUAUUUCUUAGUUUUUCUUCCAUGUAAAAUAAUGCACGAAAAAAAUGGAGUUUACCAUGCUUCUUUUCCAACUAUACGAGUCGAUAGGCCAAUUUGGAGUGAAAUUCGUACAAGUAUGUUGUCAUAGCAACGAAAUAUCUGUUUCUAAAACUAAUAUAGCUUGAAAGUAAAGAUAUCAAAGUAUAUAAAAAACCCAAUAUCUGAUGAAUAAAUCCUAAAAAUGCGUAGUUUGAGCAUGUCAAAUGAAAGUGUUGAACACCUGAAUAUUUGAAAAGUGUAUCGAGCAACCUUAAUCGUUUAUAAAUUUCAUACAGCAACGAGAAACAAAGUUUUAGACCAAUAGUGAUCGCGUACUCUUAAGAUAAAAAUUAGCGUAACCCUAUCUUGCCAUAACAUGCAUAUUCUCUAUAAUCCAAGAUGAGGAACAGCUCACUUUUGUCAACAAAAUAUUUGGAAAACUAUUAAACUAACCAAGAUAUAAACAAUAAUGUUUUUUUUAAUUAUUUUUAUUUUUUUAUUGUCAAUGUCCUUUUAAUGUUACCAGAUACUUUAGAUCCGGGAACAGAGAAUUAUUUCGACAUACUGAAUGAUGCAUAUCAAACAUUUAAUAUGCAAUCAUGCAUAAAAAAAGGUUCAGGCUGCAAUUCAUCAGUUCCCAAGUAGUUUUUGAUAUUCGGUUAUAUGUUCGGGUUAGUCUUAAGGUGCAAAGAACGACUAUACUGCAUGGUCUCGAUUGUCAUGUAUAGAUGCUAGUUCAUGUUUCGCUUUUGCUUUGUGCUUUAUUCUAGCAAUAUUUCUAAAUCGAAAUACUCAUCAUAUCUCAUGUUUUAUAGGAUAAUGAAAUUCAGGAUUGGAUUCGUGAUCUUCAUGAUAACGGUUACAAAUUUGGAGGUAAAAGUGUGGAUAAAAAAGUGCCCAAAUCAUUUACGAAUCGUGAAGACCUGAUCAAUUUCCUGACCAAGGUGAUCUUUACCUGUUCUUGCCAACAUGCUGCUGUUAACUUCUCUCAGAUGGCCACCUAUGGUUACCAUCCUAAUUCUCCAACCUUGAUGAGACAACCAGCGCCCACAAAGAGAGGAGAAGCAGAUUCCACUGCCAUCAUGGCUACUUUGGCAAAUAAACACCAAGCUGGUAUAAUGAUAGCCGUUGUCAAGGCGUUAACUACCGUUUAUCCAUCUGAGGUAUUUGAAUAAUCUGAUUUAUACCUUCUCAACUCAGAAACGUUCGAGGCCAAUAUUAAUAAUAUGCUUAUUGGCGACAUCAGCAACUGAUUAUUUAUUCGCAACAUGGAGUAAAACUUGAAAUCGAUUUAUCCAAUUAUAAUCUUUCCAUAUAUUUUAAUAUAAAUUCAACGUCUACGACUUUGCAUUGGACAGUAAAUAGGCUACUAUGCAAAUUUCGUGCAAAGACUGCCACUAGCUUCAAAUCGCCUUUUCGGCUCAGGAAAUAUCUAAAAUAAAAAAACUGCUUUACUGUUCUAUAGACAUUUUCUUGUCUAUUUUUCAGCCAUUUCUGGCUGCAACAGAAAUAUAUAUAUUUAUUAUAUGGACAAUGGUGUUUUACUGGAAAUUAAAACACUCAUAGAACUCAUACGUCACUACAUCCGGGACCAGGUGCGCGUAUUUUCCGUAUUUCACCCCUGCCAGUGACAUACGAAGUUCGAAAAUUUCCCUCCAUUUUCAUUGUUGUUGUUUUGAAAAUGCAAAUGGUCUUUGGUUCGUAUAUAAAACGAAUUUAACGUUGGAUAUAAAACGAAAACAUUUAAAAGACAUUUUGAGAUAAGUAAAAUUUAUUCUAGCUUUAUAUACUGGUCUUUCGCGUGCUUUUUUACAUGUCGUAUUUGUGUGUAUUUUUGUCACUCUGAGUAAGUCCAUAUAAUAAACAGAACUUUAAACGAUUGCGAGAAGAUAUGGAUUUAUGUUCUCGUGUCAAAAACAAUAUCUCACUCGUUCGCCGCGCUCACUGGUGAGAUGUUGUUUUUGCCACUCGAACAUAAAUUCCUUAUCUCUUCGCAACUUUCUAAUAACCAAUAAAAGUAUAAUCUAUAUAUCUGUUAUUUACCGGAUCCGAUGUCCGGAUGAGAAAAAACUGCGCCCGAGAUCUUGAGAACGGCCAGAGGUCGAAGGGCGAGGGACGUUUUCAAGACCGAGGGCACAGUUUUUCUCACCGGACCGACGCUGCCGGUAAAUAACGUGUUUAUUUUUUAUCAGAUGUUAAAAUUAAAUAUUUAAAUUCAUUAAAAUUCCAGCAUUGCUUGCAAACUAAUUUGAGAUCAGUGCAGUUGUGUAUUUUUAAAACGAGGCUGACAAAAAUUGAAAUGUUGAAAGAUAUAAAACACGAUAGAAUACGAAAACUCGAGAAAACUGGCAAGAAACACACAAAAAGGUACCCGGACAUUUUGCCGAAAGACACUUUGCCGAAAGACAUUUUGCCGAAAGACAUUUUGCUGAACGGACAUUUUGCCGACGGGCGUUUUGCCGAACGGACAUUUUGCGGAACGGAAAGUUUCUGUCACCAAAAUCGACAAUGACUUUAGUCAUAGAAACAUUGACCGUGUAAACGAACCUUUAAAGUUCAGAAUAUAUCUCUAUUUUCGGCAAGUUGUCCAUUCGUGAAACUGUCCGUUCGGCAAAAUGUCCAUUCGGCGAAAUGUCCGUUCGGCAAAACGUCCGUCGGCAAAAUGUUCGUUCGACAAAAUGUCUUUCGGCACAAUGUCUUUCGGUAAAGUGUCUUUCGCCAAAAUGUCCGGCCACCCACAAACACACGUAUAGUUUCAGUAAAUUUACAUGCUUUUUUCAUGAAUAUAAUAGCCGAAAAGCUUUGGAAUUAAGUCUGGCGUUUUAAUUUCUGGCUUUGACAAAUUCAGUUGCUUCUGACAACGACGGGUUCAUGUUCAGAUCCGGUCAAAACCACAUAAAAAUGAAUCUGUUUUGACGCAUGUAAUCAACGUUUUUCUACUAAAAGGACAACGAAUAAGGUAUGCUAUUUUUAUACUUUUUCGAUUGUGGUCAUUUCACGAUAACAUGCUUGAAAAAGGUGUUUUAACACAUAGACUUUUACUUUGUGUACAAUAUUAAUAUCAGUAAAAAAUGCUCGACACAUAUGGGUAGAGAAUAUAAUUUAUUCGUGACUUGUUUUUCACUGCUGCAGUUAAAACUUCUGUUAAAUGGGAAAACAUUUCUUCUACAAUAUCUGUUUAAUUUAAUCUGUAUUUUUCGCUUUGAAGUGGCCGAAUACAUGAGCAUUUAAAAAAAUAUGUAGUUUUCUCGGCCUAAGUUUUAUAAAUGUCAAAUAACUUUCCGACUUUCAGUCGCAUUUCUAUCAAAAUAUUGUCAAUUCUGGUGUACAUCGUGUUUAGAAUGAAGUCUUUAGGAGUUGAUGCAAUUCAUUUUCGUAUCCUACAAACGUUUCGGGCAGAUUUUUUUCGUUUGAAAAUUGUUUCACUCCCUAUUUUUUGCCGCGAAAACCAGAGCGGGCAGUUGUAUUUCACAGCGGGCAGUUGCGUUUCACAGCGGGCAGUUGCGUUUCAGAGUGGGCUGUAUAUACAAAAAAAUAGCCCGCUCAGAUUGCUUCCAUGUUGGUCAAAUUUACCAAAAAUUUCUCCCACACGUGCAGGGUCGUAUUGUCAGUGGAGAUCUUCCAGAAAGUGGCCAGUUCUUUGAAAAAUGCAAUUUAAUAACUAAACAAUCAUCACAAAAAAUAAAUAUUUUCACGCCCGGCUCAAGGUUUUAAAAUUAUUGCUAUUAUACGCAUGUGCCUAAACUAAAGGUUAAAAUUUUAGUUACAAAUUUCUAGGUGGAUAUAGUUCAGGUUGCAAAACUCGAUUUAACAUAAAUUUAACAUCUAUAGUACUUUUUAUCGCUGGCUGAUAAACACGCCUUCUUAGUUCGGCUGCUUCCGUCGACUUGUUUCUCCUCGUUUUUUUUUCUCUCUCUAUGAGAAUUAAUUGAGUUCGAAAAUACACAUCCAUUCUCAACAGUGAUGGGUGGACAUUGCGAAUAUUUUUAUUGAUUAUAUUUUUCGUUGCUGGUAUAAUGAAAACGUGAAAAAGGUUUUGAUAUUUUUUUGUGCUAAUAAUAUCGCCGUAAUUAGCUGGGUAAGUAUGUUUAUUGAAUACUACACUGAAGCAUAGCUCAGUUAUUAUGGGCGCAAAUCAAAUGAAAUUUUGCAUACUGAUUGUACAUGAUGAGACGCAUGGAAAAACACUUCUAAUUUUGUUGACAAGGUAACAAUGUCGUUUCCAGGCCCCUUGCGCCAAUUUUAUGAAACAGCUUUAUUCAAGGUACUGAUAAAAAUAAAAUAAUAUCAGAAGAAUGUGUAUGAUACCUAUGCAUGCCAAAAGUUUACUUGCAUGAUAAUAAUUCGAAAAUGACAUACACAUAGAUAAAUGCAACUAGUUAUUCAAAAUCAGUGUAAGGGGCCUGGGAACGACUGUGUUGCCUUGACAACGAAAUUAGAAGUAUUUUCCAAUUGGUCUCAUCAUGUACUAUCUGUAUGCAAAAUUUCAUUUGAUUUGAGCCAAUAAUAACUCAGCUAUGCUUUAGUUUACUAUUCAAUAAACAUACUUACCCAGCUUAUGACGUCCAGAAUGUGCUGAAUCAGCAAUUUAUAUUUUGCACAUUUUUGCGUAUAACUUCGGAACCAGAUGAGAUAGGAUAGAGCAGUAAACGGCCAAUGGGCUUAUUGUUUCAUGCUCUUUCAGAUGAAGCAAUAAAAUCAAUACAAAUUUGUUGUUGCCCAUACCCUUAAAAUUAAGUAAUUAUUAUUGCCAUAUUGUCAAAUCGCUAUAAUUGCCUUCAUGAUGCAGUCUUUUACUGACUUUAGGGUCUCUGAGUUUUUACCUUGCGAGUUUUUCCAAGGAUCUGAUGAACGAAGUUUUCUCAAUUUAGUUGUUUCUUGGGGAUUAUGCUGACAACUUAUUUGGUGAUGCUUCAGCACAGGCAGCCUUGGCGAAAUUCAAGAGUAAGCUUGACGAGAUAACGGAGAAGAUUAAGAAAAGGAACGAAGGAAUGGUAGCUCCGUACACAUGGCUCUUGCCUGAGCGUAUUCCGAACAGUAUUGCUAUUUAACGUAUCAUGAACUCGCUUCUCAUUGGCUUGACAAGCAUAUUAUUAAUCUUUUGUUAUAUCUUUUUAAUAUUUUAAGGCACUGUUAUUAUUAUUGUGCUUAGUAAUGGUGAAUAAAUUAAUAAAUAAAUGAAUGAAUAUAUUAA